Molecule: messenger RNA, 3700 nt
Organism: Cladocopium goreaui
Lineage: Eukaryota; Dinophyceae; Suessiales; Symbiodiniaceae
Source: the annotation of a GenBank genome assembly
AUGUCUUUUCUCGACUUGGCAUGCCAAAGCAAUAGUGCCGUUUCUGAUUCUGAUUCUUCAUCAGAUAGCUCCAGUGGUGAUUCACGAUCUGGGUCAGUUGACGAGUCUGAGGACUCCGAUUCCCAGGGAUCUCAGUCAGGUGAUGAGGGAGAGGAAUUACGAAAAUUAAAGAGGCGCUUGCAAACAGAGAAAGCCCGAGCGCAGUCACAACUCAAUGCAGCUCGUAGAAGGCGACAGAAGGCUGCUGAUUUGGAUUUUCCAGUGCAUGCGGCUGACAGCUACAAGAAAGAUUUGACCGCAGACACAGAGCUUACCAAACCAGGCCAUUUUCUGAAGAAAUUUCGAUUUCGUCGCCUGCGACUCCUGUGGUCUUUUUUCAAUUCCUUCAUUCAAGCCAUCAUUGCCUGUUUCUACGACAGUAGAGCCAAAGUCCGACACGUCAUCAAUGUUUCUGUUGUGGACGAUACCAACAUGAAGCUGGCAUGCCCGUACAAGUCAACAGGCAGGUCACGUGUGAGCCGAGUCAUGUCUGUAAUGAAUAACGUGCAAACGGUGAUCUUCAACAUAGAUACAUCGGGUGGCAAUGAUCAACCCCCAGCAGGUUUUGCACCGGACGAUUGUCAAGCGGCAAGAAACGUGGCGACUUCCCAUCGCACAUUCCUUGUUCACACACCAAUGGUUCCUCUUGAGCGUGCCAACACAUGGGGCUUGGCGCGUGAAUUUUGCAGCUGGAUCUUUAUUUGGCUUGGGGCGAUGGGUGAGCGAUGGUUUCGCUUUACAAACUUUGCCUCUGAGAUGAGGGAUGCUGUUGGCCAAUACAUACCAGUGCAGGUUCUAGUGGUUUGCUGGGAUUCAUUGAAAACGAAUAUGGCAGUCUUGAAGGGGCUCAGGUAUGCUUCCCAUCUCAAGCAUCAGGAAGGACCACCUGGCAAUGGCAACCUUUAUCCACUGCUCAGUAUCAGGUGCUCGCUGCAUCAGAUCACUCUUUGUCGGAAACCGUUGCUGUUCCAGUGGAAAGGACAUUGGUCGGCGAUAGUCCGGCUUGCUCACCUCUUUGAGGCGCACUCGUUUCGACGACAGUUUCAGCGAUGCCUACUCAAAAUUAUCAGCUCUUCAUUCUUUGUGAUCCCUGUGAUCGAAAUGCCAAAUGAUAGCAAGGCAUGGCAGGAUGAACGGAACAGAUCCAGCGGCCUUUUGAAUGAAGAUCCUUCGUACAAAGCUUCGAGAUUAUCUGCUUACCAUGAGCUCUUCAAGUACGACAAUGGUGACCCUUCUUCCUUGCACAUUGCCCAUUACUGUUUGGGCACAUGUUGUUCCGGCAAAACGUUACUAGAGAAGAAGAAGCACGCCCUCAUUCAAGUUGCAAAGGGAUAUUUCAAUUUGUUUGGCCACGGCUUUGCAGUUCCUCUAACUUACAGGUGGCUGAAAGCACACCCUGCACUGCAGUAUGUGAAGGAAGGCACAUUACUUCACAACUUGCUGCCUCGUAUAUUGGAACAGAUUGCCCAGGCGGACCCCUCUGACAAAGACACAGAGGAUGAGCUCACCCGAUUGUUUUCCGAAGACAUUGGACCUGUAGGAGGAGAUCCUGAUGAUCAAGAUUGGGAAACACGCUUGCUGCAAGUUCAUAACACAGACGAUCUGAGCCCUGCCGAGAUAAGUCAGAAACGAAAACAAAUGACCUUCGCAGCUUUUCGACAAGAUGAUUUUGCAUCCAAGUCAAUUUUGAUGGAAUACCUGAUGUCUCCUCUUGUCGCUGGCAUGGACGAGAUGGAAGCAUUUGUUGGCAGCAUUGUGGUGAUGGGGGAGAUUUGGCGUAGGUUUGUCUUUGAGCGCCAAUGCUUUCCAUUCAAGCUAUGGGAUUUGCUUGGGACAAAUACAGAUGAAGAAUUUCUACAGAUGUAUCGAAGAUUUCAAGACCUCAAGGUUCAGUGUCCAAGAUGCUGUGAUAUUGAAUUUAGUCACCCUGUGCUGAACAUGAUUCCACGAUCCGAUGAUCCUUUGGAUCGUGCAACCCUUACGAAACUUGAUUCUCUGAGGGCGCUGUUGGUUGAUUUGGCUACUUACGCCCCACUUUCCUCCGACAUCACGGAGUGCCUGCACGGCUUUACACAAUCCAAAUGCCAUCGGUUUCGAGGGUGCAAGCCCACUGAUGAUGUUGCCCAGGAGCUGACUCUCUGGGCCAGUAUUGUUUCUGGCUAUCAAAAAUUCUGGGAACAUGUUUGGUCAAAGUUUGGUGACUACAAACUCAACUAUCGAUUGCAUCGAUAUGACAAGGUUGGUGCCAACCAAUCGUCCAGCAAAGAGGCUUCGAAAGAGACCAAGUACAAGAAGGGCGAGAAAGAAAAAUAUUCCGCUGAAGCCAGUGUCGAAACAGGUCUGAGGAGGGAAGCAGCAAAGCAAUGUUUUCCUUCCAACAAGAAUCAGCCAGCUCCUUUGGGGGGUGCAGCCUGGGAUGCAUGUGCAGAUCUAGGUUUGAAAGCGCAGAAGAAGAUUUCAAAGAGCCGUGUGGUGGAAACUUAUCGCCAAUUUCAACAGGCCCCAGACUGGGCCAUUUGGAAUGGGGGCAUUGCCUCUUCUGAAGGUUGCUUGGAACUGGACCGUAUCAAUUUGACAUUGAAAGACGACGAACUUCUUGACAAGUGGAUGUUUGCAGUCAAGGUUGGGCGUGAGCGACGAAACUUCAUUCUUGGCCCAGCCAUUUUGAAGCCAAGGCUUCAGGUCUUGUUGGAAGUUACUGUGGGCCCUGAAAAUCAAGUGUUUUUCUGCGAUUCUGUUUCGAAGUGCAUGAGUUGGCUCACAAGCCACCAAAUUUUCCAAACCAUUUUGCAAAAAUGUGGCCCUUUGAGUGCCUUAACGGUUCGUGUCUUCGAGUACGACUUUCCAGUCAUUGGCUCUUUGUUGAAUGCCCGAUGUUUUCCUGAGAGUGCUGUUUCUCACGUGCUGACUUCUUCUGCUCCGAGAAAAGCCAACAAGCGAAAGAACUGUUCUUUGCCCUUCGGGAUGACAUACCAAAAACCCAAACGUCGCAGAAUAGUUGGGGCAGCCAAGUCCAAGGCUUCACGACCAAGUUCCACACUGCAGGAUGAACAAGGUACCAACACAUCAUCACUCAUGGAGACUUUGCUAUCGAACUUUGGCCAUCAAUCUGAGUUCAAAGACAACAUCAGUGACACACCAUCUUCCAGCAGUGACACUUCAAGCUCUGAUUUUGACAGUGAGGGAGAAGAACUUCCUGCUGAUCCCGUGCGUAAAGAGGAGGAGAACCAGACACGCAGGGUGCUAGAGGAGCAUGCUGAGCUUGAAAGCCACCCUGAGGCCAGCGCAGGUCCAUCAUCAAAGGAUGUCCCAGUGGCCAGUUUACACCGAGCCAAAACCCAAUGCAAUCCACACAUUGGUCUCGUUGAGAUAUCCUUUCAAGUCCAUGGGCGUUUGGCUGUGUGCAAAGGGUGCAACGAUAAGAUCGAAAAGAAGUCAAUCAGACUUGGGUAUGCGUACAGCUUGAAGAAAUUUCACUCGUACACCCACCUUUCGUGUUUCACGAAUUACUUGUCAAAUCAAAGAGGUGAUCCAGAGCAGGCACGGAAUUUUAUUUUUUCUUGGUUGCAGAGCCACCCGGAGAUUGAUCAAGAGGCCCGAAGGCAACUAUCAGUGUUGACGAGGCAGCUCUAGCGGAAGCCUUAAACAUUCCAGAUUCCAG